ACCUUUUUAAAUUUGACUCAUACCGUUGAUGUCUUAUUUUCCAACGGUAAACCUUUUUUAUUUUAAUAUUCCAUGCAUAUUUUUUUUUAUCUUUGAGCUUGAGUUUCCCCCGCCCAACUCUUUCUGACGUCACUACCAGCCUCAACAUCCACUACUGACGUUCUGAUGUUAAAGCCUCUCGUUUACGUUUAACACUAUUCGAUCUAACACCUAACACUCGGGAUCCGGAGCGCCAUGUUGAAUCCUGAACAGAAACCGUCUCUCAGUCCGACUUGUUUGGACACCAGCGAGAAAGCAAAGCUAGCAAGCCACUGCUAGCACUAGCAUCACAAGCGCAUCUCAGUGUAUUAGUUUGACUUCAGGAUGUUUUAUCCGCACUUCCAUCCCCUGGAUGACCGGAAGUGAAUUUUCCAAUCCGAACUUCGCCGUGCAAUGAUGUGGCUUUAUAGCGCCGUUCUGUUGUUAUGGGCCAAAUCUGCUGAGUGCGCAGAGCAAGCCAACACGUCCAACCUGUUCGAGUGGACAGCGGUGGACUUUUAUGACAAGUUGCAUGCGGGGAAAUUGAUGUUCUUGUACUUCGAGCAUGAAGUUUCUCCGACAAUUUCUCUCUUUCUGCUUGAACUGGAAAAGUCGUCUGAGAUUCUGAAGGAUUACGGGGUUCUGGUGGGAAAGAUCAACUGUAAUAAAGAGACUGUUUCCUCAUACUGUAUAAAAGAGCGGUCAGCGAACACAGCUUUUCUCUUCAGGAGCGGCAGAGAGUUCCUCAGUUUUAAUCUGGACACCAUUUUUGAUAUCAACUCUAUCGUGUCAGAAGUGUUGUUUGCAAUUCUGCGUGAUGAGGUCCAGUAUGUUCACACUGAUGCUGAUCUUCUGGCCUUGGAGAAAAGAGCCAGGGGCAAGAUGGAUCUUGUUCUUGGACACGUCAGCAGUCUGGGCACUCAGGAGCACAGAUCUUUGAUGGAGACUGCCUAUGUUUAUGGAUCCACGUACAAGUUCAUCCUGAUAACGGGAGGCCCAGUUUUGAGGCACCUUGGUGUUGAUGAGUCCUCACCCUCGUCCAAAGUCUGGUUCCUUCACUGUAGACUUCAGCUGAAGUCAAAGACCAAUGAGCGUUGUCCUUUGACCCUAAUGAGGAAACAUCUUACCACCCUCAAUCUCCACAGCUUCCUGCAGUUAAUGGAGGCACCACUUGUGUCUGAAGCUGAUGUAGAUCCCUCCUCAGUCCCCCAUAAGCAAGCCCCUCAGGUCUUCCUGUUCUCCCAUCCUGCCACUGAACAGCUGGAUCUGGCCACAGCCACCGCUCUCGCCUGGAAGCUGCGUGGACUGGCCGCCCUGGUCCUUGUGCACAGGAGAAGUCCUGCUGUGAAAACCCCUGUAGAUUAUAACGUUGCCUACAGGCUGGCUGAGAUGAAAUCCGAGGUGAAGUACUUGACUCUACAAAACCUCGAUGAGGUUGUGAAUAUCUUUCUUCACCAAGAGAAUGAUGACGGUGAUGAUGAUGACGAUGAGGAGGAGAUGGAUGAAAACAUUAAGGAUGACGUGUCUGAGGGAGAGUUGGAUGAUGAAAUUGCAGAAGCUGUGUACAAGAGUCGAGCGGAUCUUCUGGACGUGGAGGCGUUGACCUCAUUGACCUCUGAUAACUACCAUGCCACCGUUGCUCAGAGUGACUUGACUGUGGUGCUUUUUUAUGUUAAAUGGAACGCUGUGUCCAUGGAUUUUCUCAGCUCCUUCCUCGAAGUUGCAGAGAAACUAACAGAGUGGGAAAUCAAGGACGUCCAGAUGAGUGCAGUCGAUUGUGGGGAGUGGACGGACCUCUGCGCUGGCCUGACCGACACCUUCCAGCCUGUUACAGCCUUCCCAACUGUUCUGCUGCUGCGUCCUGAGGAAGCUGCUCAGGAGUACAGAGGGAUGCUGGGUAGUGAAGCUCUGCUUCGUUUCAUUAUGCUAAGCCGUCUGGUCACCCCAAGACAGCUGUCCACCACUGAGGAUGUAGCAUCGUUCCUGGAGGUUGUGCCUCACGCGGAGGUCGCGAGCUAUGAUGUGGACAGAGUAUUGGGGCUGUUCCCUACCAACACAGGUGCAAGUCUGAAGGAGUUUUCUGCUGCCAUGAAGUCACUUCGAGGCAAGGUGUUGUCUGGCUCACUAACGGAUGAACUAGCGCUUCAAUGGGCUGCAGGUCACUCAGUGGAGCCCCCUGCUGUUGCAGUGUUCCCGUCAUGGCAGACUGACACCCACCCAUCAGUGAUCUCAGCCUGGUCCUCUGCUGAAGAGCUGGUCUCACGUGUCAACAUGGCGCUGCGGCAUCCCAUGCCGGAGGUGACUGUGGAAAGCCUGCCUUCCUUUCUGGAGGAGGACAAAGCCCUCCUGCUCCUGUUUGUGGGAGAUGAGGAGGACGACGUUGGACGGAGACAGAACACAGCGCUGGUGGGAGAGAUGAGACUUGUCGCUGAGUCAGGAGGAGCGAGGAUGCAGCGCUACGCCGCCGGCUGGAUCCACCUGGGCCACACUCCUGCUGCCAUGUCUGUCCUGGGGUCCUAUCUGGGCUCCAUGCCUCUGCUCCCAGCUCUGAUCCUCACUCGGCUAACCUCCGGGUCAGAAGUCUACCAGUACCCCCCGAACGCCCCCAUCCUGGCACAUUCAGUCCUGCAGUGGCUGAGGAGGGUGGAGGAAGGAAGAGAGCCCCCUGCUGGGAGUCUGGAGGAGGAGCGCUGGCGUCCAGCCUCUGACUUCCUUGACUUUCUGAAAAUCAUGGACGAGGAGGAUCCUGACUUUGCCCGGCAGCAGGUGUCCAGAGAAGACGGCGACGGUUCGGACUCCAGUGCUGAUCCACGGACUCACAUUCACUCUGAGCUUUGACAGAUAAAGAGCGGGUUUGUGUCGCGCUUUGGACGGAAGCAGAACCUGGAGGGUCAGGUGAAGAAGGUGUGCAGCUGGUCUCUGGUGAUGCUGAGCAUCAGCAUCCUUGUCUACUGCCUGUGGAGGAGGGUUGGAACCACUUAACCCACGGUUUCAU
Messenger RNA from Synchiropus splendidus (mandarinfish), 3013 nucleotides. RefSeq names its product thioredoxin domain containing 16 (gene txndc16). The record is from RefSeq and is a predicted model, not a curated record. NCBI's taxonomy places the organism in Eukaryota, Metazoa, Chordata, Actinopteri, Syngnathiformes, Callionymidae. The transcript has 21 exons. The coding region runs from base 433 to 2856 and encodes 807 amino acids.